AUGGCAAUGGUUGGUGUCGGUCUUCUCUGGGGUGCCACUAACCCAUUGCUAAGACUGGGAUCCAAAUCAGCUGCAGAAACGCAAGAAAUCGCAGAUGUGCAAGCUGUUUCUGGGUUUUGGCGGAGGUUACUGGCUCCACUAAUCGACCUAACGAUGCUUCUUAUGAACUGGAGAUUCUCUAUUCCAUUCAUAGUGAAUCAGAGCGCUUCUGUAAGUUUUAUCCUUUUCGUAAUGCUCGUUUCUCGCUAUCCCGUGUCCAUUGUGGUUCCAUGCGUAAAUGCUUUACAAUUCCUGUUCACUGCUGUUGUUGGAUAUCUUAUUGGUUGGUUAGAAUCAGUUAAAGUUUAUUUAAUCGUUCUCUUUCUCUUUUGCUCUUUUUUGUUGAGCAGUGAAAUCGGGAGGCUUUGCUUGUGGCGUCACAGCUAGCA
Molecule: messenger RNA, 428 nt
Organism: Strongylus vulgaris
Lineage: Eukaryota; Metazoa; Nematoda; Chromadorea; Rhabditida; Strongylidae
Source: the annotation of a GenBank genome assembly